AUGCCUAAAGUUCAACAAGAUGCUGCAAGCAAACUAGGAGAACUAGCGAGCACCGUAGCUGCUUUUCGUUCAUACCGCGUGAGAAAAAAAUUACAACAUGUUCGCCGCGAAUUGGAGGACAUAACAACCGAUCUUGAUUCCGGAUAUGUUGCUAUAACUUGGACAAAAUCUAACUUACCAUGUAAUCCAUUAUUUCAUUCCAAAAAAUCGACAGAUUCGAGUAAACUUUUGCCUGUAACCAAUAGCCAUGACGAUAGCAAUCUAACAAAUAAAUUAUCAACUAUUGAUAAUGAUAUCACUGACGAUCUUGAAGAGGAAAAUGAUCUGCUAAACAUAUACGUAAAUUCAAAAGUGAAGGGAGAAAAAGAAAACAAUGAUACACUAUUAUCAGAAGGGUCUAGUCCUGGCAGUUCUCCAGACGAUGCUAAUUCGGAGAAAUUAAAAGAUUUUGAUGUUAUUCCAGAAGCAGAUAGCACGACUAAAACUAGUAUUUUAAUCAAAGAGUCUUCGAGCAACAAUGCAAGUUCCGAGAGUGAUACUAAAUUGGAGAGCGUUACCCUAUCUAACAUAAAAGAAAAGGAACAUAAAGAUGGAGAUAACAACGAUGAAACAAUGACAACAAAUAUCCUAUACACGGAAUCCAAAGAACGUGGUGAGCUCACACCUGAAACAUCGCUUGAUUCAGCGAAUGAUGAGGAGCCGAAAGAAGAUGAUGUUGCAAAUAAUAAUAAUAAUAAUGGUAACAAAGAGAUAUUAUCCAACACCGAAAGUCAGAUUUCAUCCGAUUGUCAUCCAUGCGAUAAUUCAAUCCCUAAAGGUAGAAAUGAAGAUGACGCACCCCAAGCGAUGGAAGAUCAAGAUAGGAUUCCUAAUGUUGAAAAUGAAAAGGCAUAUAACAACGAUGCUAAUCAUAACAGAAAUGUGGUCAACAAUCCAGAUCUAGAGAGUAAUGAUCCGAUGAUAAAUCCUAACAAUGACUUUAAAGUACCAACUCCAACGUUGGUGCCAACACAAGAUAAUAAAAUAAAUAUUGCUUCUAUUAACGAUUCCUGGGAUAUGAUUGGUAAUAUGUCAUAUAUAAAUCGAAGGGAAAAUGUGGAGUAUGAUAAGUAUCCGAAAGAUAUGAAUAGCCUUCUAAAGUUACGUCGUGAACUAGCUACAGAAUUACUCUGGAUAGAACAAGCGAUUUUUAGUAGAAAAAAUUGCUUAAAAAUUAAAGCUCGAUGUCGAAAUGACGAGAUAUUUCCAGAAUAA
Trichoplax adhaerens is the source of this 1254-nucleotide messenger RNA. RefSeq lists its product as uncharacterized. The record is from RefSeq and is a predicted model, not a curated record. Lineage: Eukaryota; Metazoa; Placozoa; Uniplacotomia; Trichoplacea; Trichoplacidae. The transcript has 7 exons. The coding region runs from base 1 to 1254 and encodes 417 amino acids.